Messenger RNA from Sordaria macrospora k-hell, 1833 nucleotides. Lineage: Eukaryota; Fungi; Ascomycota; Sordariomycetes; Sordariales; Sordariaceae. The record is from RefSeq and is a predicted model, not a curated record.
AUGUCAUCACACACAACCAUUCCUCGCCGCCGCUUCCGCCUUUCUUGGCUUACCAUCUUCUUCUUUUUUUCGUCCGCCGCAUACGCCCUUGUCGCUGUUGACAGACGUGGAGCCAAGAUCGAAAGUCUUCAAGAAGGCUUCGAGACGCAGACUUUGGUGAUCCCUUCUUCGGACUCAGAAGUUGAAGUGUUUAGCACCACCAGCCCGGUGCCCACCGUAACUCCGAACAUGAACAGAACGGAGAUUAGGACUACAUUUUCGACUAGAAAGGUGUUGGCCGUUGUCGAUGUUACUGAGGAUGGAGAAGGUCAAGUUUUUGAGAGCAGUACCGGGACUAGGGCCGAGAGUUUGACCUCCGUUUCGUUUUCUGGGUCUGUAUCCGCCUCUGUGUCCGUGUCUCCGAGCACAACAAAGACGACCUCCUCAGGCUCCUCCGCCUGGCCCUUCACGAUCAUCCCGAAAUUAAGGGACUCAAUAAUGAAGGUACCAAAAGCGACGGCAACCGCCGCUAAAGACGGGGGCGCGGCCGACAACGACACGGGAAACCUGGGCACGGGCAACGCAGAUACGGCCAACAACGACAUGGACAACAACGACACGGUCAACGCGGAAGGAGGCCAACGAUUUGAGAGUGAGAGUGGUAAGAUACACGCAUCCCAUCAUUUUGUCUCCGUUUCUCUCUCCAUGUCUGUCUUGCAGUUUCUAACUUCACCUUCAAUAGACACAGACAUUACGCUCUCGAGAGAUAUAGUAGAGGUACCGGCUUCAGCAACCAUCACAGCAGCCGCCACAGCCGCCACAGCCAAAGCCAUCAAAACCGUCACCGUGACCCAUGGCCGUACCUCCUUCUCGACCAUCAUCGUCAAACCUGACGUUCCCACCGGCACCGACAACGACGCCGACAUCACCCCUUCUCCUCCCGAACCCACCAAAACCAUAAUCAGCAUCCGCACCCACCUCAUCACCAGUAUCAGAACCCACGCCGUCGCCGCCCCCGACGCUCCCGCCCAAACCGAAGAACAACCACAACCACAACCACCCGCUCCCGACCCCGUCGUCGUCACGGUCGUCGUGACCGCCGACACAAACCCCACCCACCAACCCCAACUAAACCCAUCCCCCUCCUCCCACCCCCUCCUGCACGCCCUCCCCCUCCCCCCUUCCCCAUCGGAAAUCACAUCCCUCUUCCACCCCCCUCAAAACCGUCUCCUAAACUGCUACCACACCGGCCGCUUCGAGUCCCGCACCGACAUGAUUAAAUCCAUCACCUCCUUCUGCCGAUACCUAUCCCGCGAAGCGCGCAACCUUACGGGGCCUCACCCUCGCCCAAGCCAUCCCCCCUUUUAUAUCCCCAAAAACCCCUACGAUACACACACCCCUCCGGAUCCCGAGGAGGACGAGUGGUGGCAGGAGGGAUUGCAACUUGAUAGGGAAGAAGCGGCUAUGCCCACGUGGCCGUUGGUCGGGUAUCGCCAACAUCAAUUUAAUUUCGUGGAUAUGGGUUUUGUUUUUCCGUAUACACAUGUGCUGGUGAGUUUGGAGGUGAAAGAGGGGUGUGAGUGGAGGUUUGAUGAACAAGAGUGUAACAAGUACUUGCGGAUUCCCGUGGAUGAGUGCCAAAGAGACACAGGGGAGCAGUUUAAAAAAGGGGGACGGUGCAAGGACGCACGGGUUAUGGGGAUUUUGACUCGCGGCCGCAUCUGGCGCCGGAUGGAGUGCAGGAUGGGAUUUGGGAGUCGGGGUGGUUGGGGGAUUUGGAACUUGCGAAGAUGGAAGAAAGAGGAGAGAGAGAAGAAAGAGUGGGGGAAAGGAUUGAGGAAAGGGGCUGAGUAG